Messenger RNA from Penicillium subrubescens, 888 nucleotides. Its product is annotated as MBL fold metallo-hydrolase. Gene Ontology annotation, biological process: glutathione metabolic process; hydrogen sulfide metabolic process. The transcript has a single exon. The record is from RefSeq and is a predicted model, not a curated record. Bases 1 to 888 code for a protein of 295 amino acids. Lineage: Eukaryota; Fungi; Ascomycota; Eurotiomycetes; Eurotiales; Aspergillaceae. Gene Ontology annotation, molecular function: sulfur dioxygenase activity.
AUGGAGCCAAUUGUACAUCCAAUCUUCGAAAAAGAUACCGGAACAUGGCAGUAUAUUGUAGCCUGCCCGAAUACUCGCCAAGCAGUCAUCAUCGACCCGGUUCUCAACCUGAAUCUAUCCGAAUGCAAGAUCGAAACCACCUCCGCCGACGAGCUCCUAGCCGUGGUAGAAGCCAACAAUUACACCAUCGUACGACACCUCGAAACACACGCCCAUGCAGACCACCUUACGGCUUCAUUCUACCUCCAACAACAAUUGCUCGCCACAAAGCAACCCAAAGCCCCCAUCAGCACGGGCCGGCGCAUCCGACAGGUCCAGGAGACAUUCGCUGCCAGAUACGGAGUCCCAAGAGCGGAAUUAGACCAAGCCUUUGACUACCUUUUUGACGAUGAUGAGACAUUCAGCGUGGGCGAUAUCACCGCUCAAGUCCUUCAUUUACCCGGGCACACACCCGAUCACAGUGGGUACAAAAUCGGCAGCAACGUCUUCACAGGCGAUUCCAUCUUCAACCCCGACGUCGGCAGUGCCCGAUGUGAUUUUCCCAACGGGGACGCAAAUGCCCUGUACAACUCCAUGCAGAUAUUACUAAUUCUGCCACCUCACUACAAGCUGUAUACGGGACACGAUUAUCCUCCCACUGAUUCAGGCCGUGAGCCACUCCCCUUCGUAACGGUGGCAGAUCAACUGGAAGGCAACAAACAUGUGAAGCAAGGGACUAGUGAAGAGGAGUUUGUCGACUGGCGACGGAAACGUGAUUCGAGUUUGAAUGAGCCGCGACUUUUGCAUCCGGCGUUGCAGGUUAAUAUUCGAGGGGGUCGGUUACCGGCGAGUCCGGAUGGAACGCAGAGGACGUUUCUUCAGGUGCCUUUUCAUAUCUCUGAGUUUUGA